Phlebotomus argentipes is the source of this 2062-nucleotide messenger RNA. Its product is annotated as HEAT repeat-containing protein 3. The transcript has 2 exons. The record is from RefSeq and is a predicted model, not a curated record. NCBI's taxonomy places the organism in Eukaryota, Metazoa, Arthropoda, Insecta, Diptera, Psychodidae. Gene Ontology annotation, biological process: protein import into nucleus; ribosomal large subunit biogenesis. Bases 100 to 2040 code for a protein of 646 amino acids.
CAAUGUGGGCAGUAUAACAGUGGCCACGCGGUUUUGUGAUGAAAAGCAAAACAUCGCGGAAAAGCGACUGAAGAACCAAGUUAAAAUCCGUGCUGGACAAUGGGGAAGACGCGGAAGCAGCGUGUGCGCAACGGCAGGGCGGAUCCCAUCGGGCAGCCGGAGCUGGAGGAUCUUGUGACCGCCAUAAAGUCCGAUGGACCAGUGCCUGUGAUUCUCGAUCAGCUGCAGUCUCCCAGCGUGGAGGAGAAGCUCAGCGGGCUGCAGAUGCUGUCCACGAUAUGUCAGAGUCAGCAGAACAUCAUUGACAUCCUGGAGAGUGAUGUGAUCCGCGUGGCUGCGCCGCUUCUCAUGGACAGAUCGUCGUCGGCUCUGCGUCAAGCCGCUGCGGGAGCCUUCCGGAACAUGUCCCUGUGUGGCAUGGAGAUGUGUGAGGUGCUGGUGGAGCAAGAUGUGCUCACGCCUCUGCUGCAUUUAUUAAAGAUUUACGCAGAGAAAGUGGACUGGACGCCCACUUUCGACGCCCAGCUGGGCAAUCAGCCGGACGAAGUGUCAGACGCAUUCCUGCAGGCGGUGAAUCUGCUGUGGAAUCUCUGCGAGAGCACAUCAAUCGCCGUGGAUGUGUUCAACCAAGCUGACCUCCUGGAGAGCUUCGUUAGAUGCCUGAAUUUUGAGGCCUUCGGAAUGGAUAUCGCCAUUGCGGUGUGUCAGUGCCUGUUGAUCAUCUCUGAAGACAAUCCCACGUCCUGGAGAGUGCUGAGCUCGUGUGGAGCGGCCCUUGGCAAUCUCCUGGCACUCGAGGGAGGCUUCCCAGAAGUUCUGCUGCGCACCCUGGCCGCGGGAAUCAUGGCAAACAUCCCGGCGCUCUCUGAACCCUAUCUUCAGCAGAUCCUGACUUCCCUCGCGCGCACGCUGGAUGAGAAUCACCGCACAGUGCUGUCCACCUUGACUAGCGACCUGCCUCUGCUGCAGAAGCAGGACGUGCCGGAGCUGGAAGUGACUGAGGAGAGUCGCAGGAUGGAAGUGGAGGAAAGCGACGCGGCGGCUGCUCGUCGACGGCGCAUGGCGGACCUUCCGACGCCGCUGGAGACCAAAGUGAAGCACGUGGGCUGGCUGCUGGAAGCCCAACGAGUGGCCGGAGAGACUCUGACCAAUCUCUCGUCCGCCGACGACGAGAACAACGCGGAAGACUUUGACGAAGAGUCCGAUGCCGAGAGUGUGAAUGACUUCGAGAGUUCCUCUUCGGGAAAUCUUCAGUCGUGCGACAAACUGCCCGUGGAGAUUCUCGAGGGCAUCAAGUCCCUCAGCAUCAUCGAGAAGCUGUGGCAGAGAGCUCAGCCUGUGCCUGAGAAUGUCUAUCACAUUCUGAAGGAGUGCGAAUCUAGUCUGACGAAGAAGCUGAAGACUCUCCGCAUCUCUGCUCUGCUCUGUCUGCAGAACCUGUGCAACACCAUGUCGAUUGAGGACUUGGGAGGCGCUUCGGCCAUCUACAACGUGUGGCUGGAUUUGGGCCAGCAGGUCUUCCAGGGUGACAAUGAUGCGCAUCUGCUCGAGGCUUCCACGGCGCUCAUGAGGGCCUCUCUUGAGCACCUGCGCGGCUGUCCUGAGCUCUUCGAGAAGAUGACUCAGAGUGACUUGCAGCUGAUGCUGAAUGGCGUGGAGAGUUGCUCAGAAGCGGAAAUCCGGGCCAAUUGGCUGCGAAUGCUGGGAAUUCUCGGAUGUCUGUUGCCUGAGAAUCUCGUGAAGGUCAUCAUGACGUUCAUAAUCGAGACGAGCCUCAAGGAGAACGACGCCUGGGCCAUUUCUGAAGCUGUGGACGCCCUGAUGGACAUGUUUUCGGACAACGACUGGCUCCAGAUUGUCCACGAGGUGAAUCUGGUGCAGAAAUCACGCGAGCUCGAGCGCCUGCUCAAGGCGAAGCUCCGGAUGCAGAAGAGGGACUUGGGAGAUCGCUAUCCAGCUGUGGCGACGGUGAGGACCAACCUGGCGAGGUUCACCAAGUACAUCGAGGCGGGACUGAAGAAAUACAAAGCUCAGACGUAAUGAAUAGUCUUCAAUUGAGCUG